AUGAGUAACUACGUGGAGCGAAUGUCAGUGAAGUACCAAAACUUCUCCCAAGGAGCCGAUCCCCUGAUCGACAGCUGGUUCCUGAUGCAGAGCCCUGGCCCGGUGCUCUCCGUCACCGGGCUGUACUUGCUGUUCGUCCUGUGGUUCGGGCCACGCUGGAUGGAGCGGCGCAAGCCGUUCGAGCUGAAGCUCACGCUGAUCGCCUACAACGCACUCCAGGUCGUCGUGUCCAGCUUCUUUUUCCUCUAUCCGUUCUUCGCCGGUCUGUUCUCCACGUACCUAUCGUCGCUGACGUGCGAUGCGUCGAUGACGGGCGUCAGCAAAGAACUCCAGCUGACG
Anopheles cruzii is the source of this 339-nucleotide messenger RNA. Its product is annotated as elongation of very long chain fatty acids protein 4-like. Lineage: Eukaryota; Metazoa; Arthropoda; Insecta; Diptera; Culicidae. The annotation marks the transcript as partial. Gene Ontology annotation, biological process: very long-chain fatty acid biosynthetic process; fatty acid elongation, polyunsaturated fatty acid; fatty acid elongation, monounsaturated fatty acid. Gene Ontology annotation, cellular component: endoplasmic reticulum membrane. Gene Ontology annotation, molecular function: fatty acid elongase activity. The record is from RefSeq and is a predicted model, not a curated record. The transcript is spliced from 2 exons.